UACUUCUUUCGCUGUCGCUGUGUUUGUUGACACAGAUAACCUAGUUAGCCUGAUAUGGGGUCAAUCACAAGGCUCACCAGAGGAAUAACCAUGGCUUCAUAAAGAAAGUCCAUAAGAUGUUGAUAACAUUAUGUUACGUGUAUCUAUGGGUGCGCUGCCAGAAGUGUUACUCGGUGGUGAUAAAGAAGACACUGCGACGGCGCCUUGCGGAGAACCGCUCGAUCAGCUUCACCUUCUCCGUCCUCAACCCAGAGAGACCCCCGACCUGCUACGACCAGGCGGUACACACACAGCCGACCAACGACAAUGGUUUACACACACACCAGCAGUCCUCUCCGCCAGAAGAAACCAUCUUACUGAAGCUCCGGAAUAAAGCUGUGUACAUCACGGAGCACCAGGUAUGCCUCGACCUCACCAGGUGGACUCUGUUGGGGUCUGCUAUGGUGGGUGGCCAAAGGAUAGAGGACGUUUCAUUCAUUGUGGAAGGCCCUUUGGGAAAGGAUGUUGUCCAGCCUCCUCCUCAGACAUCCAAUAAGAAAGUGCUGAAGUGGUCUGAUUACUGUAUCCCCCUGGCCUGUAGCCCUGGCCCACCCUUCAAGGCUGUGGCCCAAGCCACUCUGGAUAACUUCAGUCGUCUGGGAGUGGCCUUCAUUGAAGAUCGUCUGCGGCUCGACAAUGGUCUCAUGCCUUCAAAAAUUGUCUCGGUCAUCCUCCAAGAGUCCAACAUCAACACGCUGUUUGAGAAGCUACGUUCAAACAGCCCCUUGUCAGCCAAUUCACUGAUUUCGGAAUCGUGCAAAAGGUUAGCGGAGGACCAGCAGAAGCCGUGCCGGAAGGGGAGCCUUCUCCUGGAUCCAGAGGCCAGGAGAAGGCUGGACGACAGGAGGGGUUCGGAGCCUCUCUGCAGUUCCCUCGGUCAGGGGUCCCUGGUCAGGGAGGAGGGUCGCUCAUCGAGGAACACGGAGCACAUGGAGGGCCACGGCCACCACCUCCAUCUGUCCAGCUGCAACGAGUGUCUGGAGCUGGAAAACAGCACAAUCCUCUCGGUCAAAUUCGCCUCAGCCGAAAACAUUCCCAACCUUCCCGACGACGACGGCGACGACUCCUCCUGCGUGGACGGCGGCGUCGGGACUCUGGCUGAGUUUGAAGAUGACGCGGGGGGACUUCCCAGUCUCAACGGCCUGGUCGGCGGCAAACCGCCCAACGUGCUGGUGUUCACGGCCGGGUGCCAGGAGCGCUUCCACAGAAUCCACCAGCUGCUGACCGAGUGCGUCGACACGGACGGCAGUGUGGUGUACCACCUCCGGCCCGAGCAGGCGCUGAGUGAGCCGUGGCUGGAGAGCACCAAGCUCUUGGUGCUGGCAGAAGAAGAGCCUCUCUCCCCUCAGCUGCAGGCCCGCUUCCUCAGCUACCUGGACCAGGGGGGCCGGGUCCUGGGGCUGUCCUCCACCCUGUGCCCCGCGGGGCUCUCCCUGGACAGGCCCACGCGGCACAGCGGCAAGCGGGCGAAGACGUUGAGCUUCACCAGGGAGGACAGUACGGAGCUGGAGCUCAGCGUGCUCCCCAGCGGGAGUGUGUUUGUGAGAGACGUGGUGGGCGGCGGGGAGGUCGAGCUCUGGGGGGAGCUGAAGGGGGCUGUCUCGCAGGGCCAGACGGACAUGGUCAUUAUCAGGAUAACGCAUGGUGACGACGGCGGGGAGGCGGUCCUGUGUCAGGUACACCUGGAGUUGGCUCCUAACUGUGAAGCUGUGGCUUCAGAAUGCUAUGAUAAGCUAAAGGUUAGCAAUGCAAGGCGCUACGAGGUGCUGACUGAAAUCCUCACCUCCCUGGGCCUGAACUGUGAGCUAAACCAAGCCCCGGUGUCGAGCCCCAUCUACCUUCUCUCGACCUCGUCGGCCAGCGAGGCCAGCUUCCUGAAAACGUUGCACAGCUCUGUGGACAAAGACUCGUACCUCAGGCUGCCCAAGGUGUCUCUCAAGGUGGUGUCCAGCGCUGAGCCCGACGGCCUGGUCCUGGAAGCAGGCUGCCUGGCGCUGGUGACCCGUCCUCCAGAGCCCCCCAGCUGGGACCACUUCAGCUUGGACACCUACAAGAGCCACCUGCGCACACGCACCCUGGGGCGCACCGUGCUCUACGCCGACGUGACCCCCACCACCAUGGACCUGCUGGAAGGGAUGGUUGUGAACUUACCGGAGAACGUUGGGUUGAUCGCUGUAGCUGGUCGACAGAGCCAUGGCCGAGGUCGGGGAGGUAAUACCUGGCUGAGUCCGUUGGGCUGUGCCAUGUUUACUCUGCAUGUGAAAGUGGCCCUUGGCUCCAGACUGGGUCAGAGGAUCCCCUUCCUGCAGCACCUGGCUGCCCUGGCCGUUGUGGAGGCCGUGUGCACCCUGCCCGGUUACCAAGACAUAGACUUGAGAGUGAAGUGGCCGAAUGACAUCUACUACAGCAACAAAAUCAAGCUGGGAGGAGUGCUGGUUACCUCCACACUCAUGGGGUCAGACUUCCAUCUACUUAUAGGCUGCGGCUUCAACGUCAGCAACAGCAACCCCACCAUCUGCCUCAACGACCUGGUGGCCCUCCACAACCGCCAGCACGGCACCAGCCUGGCACCACUGAGCAUCUCUCUGCUGAUCGCUCGCUCCGUCUCCACCCUGGAGGCCCUCAUCGCAGACGUCCAGGAGAAGGGGCCUGACGCCGCACUGCCCACCUACUAUAAGAGAUGGAUGCACAGCGGGACGCGGGUGCGGCUGUGGAGUGCCGACGGCCCCGAGGCCGAGGUGGUCGGUCUGGACGACAACGGCUUCCUGCAAGUGUACAGCAAGGAGCAGGGCGUGGUCUCGGUGGAGCCCGAUGGGAACUCCUUUGACAUGCUGAUGAACCUGGUGGUGUCAAAGCAGCACUAGGGCCGCACGCAAACGACCAACGGCGUCCUCCGUGACACGACGUCCCGCCCGUUCUAUCGUAUCGAUGAGUACGCCUUGCCGCAGGGACUGCAUGUCUGGACUCGUUUUCUGCACCGCGAGGUCGAACCCUGCACCCGCGGGCUGGGAAUUCAUUCUGUGUUUGUAUGCUAAGCCGUGUCUUCAAUGAAUUCUGUACUGUGUACCAAACAAAGAUCAAUUGCAAUUGAAAAUUCCAGUUGAUUUUUUAACACUACGAUUUGAAGUUCCCGUGGAUCUCGCAUUUGUAUGUAAAUAUUUCCUGUUCAUGGCGUCUCCAUGAAGCUAAAAACUAGCUCUUAAUUAGUGAUCAUUCCAGAUGGUUUAAAAACAUGUUGUAAAAAUUUAAUGCAUCCUUUUUGCGAUUUAACAUGGCAAACCACAAACACUUUAUUUGCGACUAAGAGUUUUCUUAAUUUAGGUUGCUCUAUUGAAUGGUGUGUUGUAGCAUUAGAACUGUAUCUAGAGAAAAAUUGGUCAUUGUUGGCUAAUUUAUUCAAACAAAGACUGGCUUUAAUAAGUGUGGAUAUGUAUUGUAUCUGUUCAUCAAUACCACAAACCUUUAUUUAAAUAUUGCAGUUUAACUGAUAAUGGCAUCCUUCCUUCCGACAGGGUUUUGGGGAGUUCUUCCUUGUGUCAAAAGUAAUAAAGAAAAUUUAAUCGAAAUCCACUUAAUUCACACAAAUUUAAUACACUCAUUGCAUUUUUUUAAAUAUAAUGAAAAACUGCAUUUGCAGUAUAACAGUUUUGGGGAAUUUCAUACAUUUACAUUUGUAUGUGGCUGGCUCUCAUGUAUGACAUAUGAUAAUUAUAUUUUGUUCAACGUAUUAAUAUAAUGGACAAUACCGUACACAUCUGCUAGAAAUAAUAACUUGAAUAUACCGACAGCACAAACACUCAAACCAGCGUGUGCUUCCGCCAUCGCAGUAGGACUGAUGGACCUCUGUCUAUGGCACUAGGACUUUGAUGACCUCUGUCUAUCGCAUAAGGACUGGACAACUGUCUCACAGAGUGACCAUUGCGGAUCAAUUUUAUUUCAGGAUGUUGGAUGUUUAGGGAGGAGACUCACUACAGAUUACUGCAGUGGCGAUUGCUCUAUGACUGCAGGGAAAGCUCGGCUUCCCCUAAAAGAGUCAAAUCGUCCUAACCUAGAACCAUUUGAAUAGCCACAUGAAUGGGCUCUGGUACACUUUUCUCCUUGGUGAAGAAACAUGGAAUAAAAAAUGCAAAACACAGGACUUUGAAUUCCUACAGUAAGUAUCAUUCCCGAUGGUCUAUAAAAAACUUGAAUUCAUUUUUUUUCUCGAUAUGAAUUAUGCUAUGUUCAAUAUGCUAUGUUCAAUAAUGCGGUUGCCACCAUAUUCCUCCCAUAAAAGUCUUAUUCGAUUAUGCUACAAAAAUUACAUGAGUUUAUUGUACAUUUUCAUAAGGGUGGUGUGGCCUGUUCUGAGCGGUCAUGGCUACAACCAUAGGGGGGAGGGACGGCCCCUAGAAUGCCCCAGUACAUGAUGUGUUCUAGAGGGACAUCAGAUAGACCAACCCAGUCUCACGGAAAUACGUGACACUGUCACUGUCAAAUACAAAGGGCUUUUUU
Molecule: messenger RNA, 4533 nt
Organism: Gadus chalcogrammus (walleye pollock)
Lineage: Eukaryota; Metazoa; Chordata; Actinopteri; Gadiformes; Gadidae
Gene: hlcs
Product: holocarboxylase synthetase (biotin-(proprionyl-CoA-carboxylase (ATP-hydrolysing)) ligase)
Exons: 11
Coding region: 117-2903 (928 amino acids)
Biological process (GO): protein modification process
Cellular component (GO): cytoplasm
Molecular function (GO): biotin--[biotin carboxyl-carrier protein] ligase activity
Source: RefSeq, a predicted model, not a curated record